Lepus europaeus (European hare) is the source of this 1233-nucleotide messenger RNA. RefSeq names its product COMM domain containing 9 (gene COMMD9). NCBI's taxonomy places the organism in Eukaryota, Metazoa, Chordata, Mammalia, Lagomorpha, Leporidae. The record is from RefSeq and is a predicted model, not a curated record. The transcript is spliced from 6 exons. Bases 21 to 617 code for a protein of 198 amino acids.
UGGUCACGUGACCCCGGAAGAUGGCCGCGCUGACAGCCGAGCACUUUGCCGCGCUCCAGAGCCUGUUGAAGGCCUCCUCAAAAGAUGUUGUGAGACAGCUAUGUCAAGAGAGCUUUUCCAGUUCGGCACUUGGCUCAAAAAAUCUCUUGGAUAUUACAUGUUCCAGCUUGUCUGUGACCCAGGAGGAGGCAAAAGAACUGCUCCAGGCUCUACACCGCCUCACCAGGCUGGCCACAUUCCGCGACCUAUCCUCUGCCGAGUCCAUUCUGGCUCUCUUUCCAGAAAAUUUCCACCAAAACCUCAAAAACCUGCUGACCAAAAUCAUCCUAGAACAUGUAUCCACGUGGAGAACUGAAGCCCAAGCAAAUCAGAUCUCUCUGCCACGCCUGAUUGACCUGGACUGGAGAGUGGACAUCAAAACCGCCUCAGAUAGCAUCAGCCGCAUGGCCGUCCCCACCUGCCUGCUCCAGAUGAAGAUCCAAGAAGAUCCCAGUCUGUGUGGGGACAAGCCCUCCGUCUCUGCUGUCACCAUGGAACUGAGCAAGGAAACACUGGACACUAUGCUUGAUGGGCUGGGCCGCAUCCGUGACCAGCUUUCUGCCGUGGCCAGCAAGUGAGCUGCCCACCUGCUUGUGCCCACUGCUGCGUCCGAGUGCCGAUCAGCAGUGAAGCCCCACCCACCACACAGGUAGCCCUUGCAGCAGCAGCUGUGGUCGACAGUAGGAGGAGGAUGGGGACACGGGGACAUGCUGCCAUCCAGUACACAUAGGUGGCUCAGGAGGAAGCAGCCCAGGCCCUUCACUUUUCUGGUAUUUUUUUCCUCUUUCUGAAUCUGAAGCCUCCAUCUUUAGGAGGCUCCUCUGUGCCACUUAAUGACUGUUGUGCCACUGGGAGAGGACUUUUGCUUUGUCAGCCGCCUCUGCUUGGCUUUUUGGGAAAUUCAAGUCCAAAUUGUGGAGCUUGCCUGAAAAGCCUUAUUAGUUCAUUUCCAGCCCCAGAGCACAUCUGAUGGAUGAUGCCAGCACCUCUCAUUCCUCUCUCAGAGAAGCCAGGCAAAUCCCACGGUGCAGGGCCUGAACCCCCUCAGGCUGCUGGACCAUCUGUCUAGCACAGGAAGUUGGAAAUGAUUGCUAAUUCUGUUCUUCAUGAAGCCAGGGGCCCCUUGCCUAAUGUAAUGCAACCAUUGCUGGGUGAGGAAGUGGGGGUAAUUGGAAAUAAAUAACACUUUUACGA